AUGGCGGCCAUGGCGGCCAUGACGUAUACGUCGUAUGCCCUGCAGCCCAGUGUCCUCGCCACCAAGCCUUCGAGCUGCGCUUCCAACGGCCCUAGGCGGCCACUGGCGCCUGUGCACCUCCAGGGCCAGGGCCGCGGUGUAGCUGGCAUUCUGCUGAGUUGCUCACUGCCAUUGGUCAGAGCAAGGAGGCGCAGGGUGUCGCGCAAGGCGGAGGGCUUUCCAGCACAGAUUGCCCAGCAGAUCAGGCAGGCCUUCUUCAAGACGGAGAAGAAGCUGAAGGUGCUGCCAGAUUUGCUGCACACAUUGCAGGAUGUCUAUCAGACCAAGCUCCAACCCUUGGAAGAGCACCUGCAGUUUCAGCGAUUUUACGAUACCGCCGAGCUGUCUGCCGCAUACUUCACUGCAAAACCCAUGGUGCUGGUGCUGGGACAGUAUUCCACAGGGACACCUGGCGACUGGUUGGGAUUGGCAAAGACAACAAUUCGAUAG
Molecule: messenger RNA, 489 nt
Organism: Cladocopium goreaui
Lineage: Eukaryota; Dinophyceae; Suessiales; Symbiodiniaceae
Source: the annotation of a GenBank genome assembly